GCGGAUAUCGGUAGGUGGCGCUAGCUCGGAAACAGACACAUGUGUGGCAAUCUGAGGGCAACAACGCGGAAGUCCGUGUCUGCGGGAAUAAACAACACACCAGGAGCGAAAGAGAAGCGGAUUUUUUUUACCCACAUUUUGUGGUUACUGAACAGCUCGUUUGUAUGAUUAUUUUUUAAAACGUUCGUUCUGUGACCCCGGUGUCUGCUUUCAGCAUCUCCACUGACCUGAUUUUAAAAAAAGUGAACAUUAUAGACAGUACUGAAAAGAGUAAGACACAGGGCCACGUUUUCCAGUUAGACAAGACAACGAGCUUCAAGAAGAAAAACGAGAAUGAGACCCGUCUGUGAAAUGAGAGAGAUGGAUCUCUGCGCAUCCUCCGCGUCUCUCCUGGAAGAAGAACUCGCCUCUGCUAUCGAGCCUGCAGUGAAAGCGGCUGUGCUGAGCGUCAUGUCUGCGAUCACAAGGUUCGUGGACAGUAAAUGUGCAGUUUUCCACCUGAGACUGGACGAAAGAGACAAAGAUUUCGAAAGCGUGAGAUUGCGAUUGGAAAUCGCGGAGAGCGAGUUGAAAGCCGUAAGAGAACGAGAAUGCACGAACACUGCCGAUAAGAACUUCACACACUCUCUCACAAACACCGAUGAACAAUACUGCGGGAUUGACGUUGAUUUCCUUCAUCUACCCGAGUUGGAGCAGCAAGUGCACCGUUUGGACCACUCGAGGACAUCGGAAUGGAGACGCGCAGUGGAAGGUCCUGCAGAGAGAAAUGCUCUCCCUCAUGCUGAGGAAGGGUCGAAGGCAGAAUCAGUUCCCAUUCAAGAGGAGCUCUUUGACCAGGAAUGGUGCAGGAGUCCAAAGCAGGCUACAGAGCUGACAUCUAUUGAAGGGGAGGAGGAGAAACCUGGACUAGACCCUGUCCACAUUAAAGAGGAGUCACCUGAACUGGAUCCUGUCCACGUUAAUGAAGAGAUCCCUGGAAUUGAGUCGGUCAUCAUUAAAGAGGAGGUUCUUGAACUUGAAUCUGACCCCAUUGAAGAGGGGGGUUCUGACCACUUUGAAAGACAGCAGCAAAUUUACGCUGGACAGAAACUGCAUUGCUGCACAGAAUGUGGGAGGAGUUUCACACAGUUACACCAUCUUAAAACACACCAGCGCAUUCACACAGGAGAGAAACCGUAUCGCUGCACUGAAUGUGGGAAGAGUUUCACUCAAUUACAGCAUCUUAAAACACACUUGCGGGUGCACACAGGAGAGAAACCCUAUUCCUGUACUCAAUGUGGCAAGAGAUUCACACAGCGAAAAACCCUUAAAACACACCUCCGAAUCCACACAGGAGAGAAACCCUUUUCCUGUCCUCAAUGUGGGAAGUGUUUCAUACAACAGCAUUCCCUUAAAACACACCAGCGAAUCCACACAGGAGAGAAACCUUACUGUUGUGGUCAAUGCGGCAAGAGUUUCACACAGUUACACCACCUUAAAACACACCGGCGAACUCACACAGGCGAGAAAUAGGAUCUUUUUAAAAAACAGCUUGUUUUAAAAUGCUCAAAGGCUAUUUUAAGAUUGAUCUGUAUAAAACUGUUAUAAAAGAAGUCCUUUAAGAUAUAGAAUAGUUUAUGUAUUUCUUAUUCUUAAUUAAAACAACAACGAAAAGAUGCAGAGACCUGACAAAGUGAGAUGAGAAUUCAGCAUUGCAACAGACACUACAACUGGAAAAUAACACUCAAGGUGUCUAAGGAGAAACAGUGGAACUGGAACUGGAAGUCAAGGCUGUGUUUAAUGUACUGAGCUCCAGCAGAGUCCUUGUACACAGCAGUGCUGUGGGGAAAUCAAACCCUGCUGCUCAGAGGGGAAUGAUUAUCAGCGACACAGGAAACUCAAAUGGAUUCACACUGCGUAGAGAACCGGACUGAACCAUUGCAUGAGAGACUUUAAUACAUGUAAAAAAAAUCACUUCUGUUAGCUAGAAAAACUUUGACAAACGUGUGAAAGAUUUGAUUAAAUCACAAGGCCUUUGAGUUUCUCUUUUUCA
Molecule: messenger RNA, 2032 nt
Organism: Acipenser ruthenus (sterlet)
Lineage: Eukaryota; Metazoa; Chordata; Actinopteri; Acipenseriformes; Acipenseridae
Product: zinc finger protein 83-like
Exons: 2
Coding region: 334-1512 (392 amino acids)
Biological process (GO): regulation of transcription by RNA polymerase II
Molecular function (GO): RNA polymerase II cis-regulatory region sequence-specific DNA binding; DNA-binding transcription factor activity, RNA polymerase II-specific
Source: RefSeq, a predicted model, not a curated record